AAGUAAUACCUGUAUAUGGGGGUACCUGUGAGCAAGAUGGGUAAUGAUGAUGGUAGGCGAUCGUGACAUGGGGAAUUAGCAACUUCGCGUGCAUGAAAAGUCCGACGUUGCAAUAUUCAAUAAUGGAAGUCACAAUAUAAGUUGCGUAAUGCGCCGAAUUUCAAGUUGUACUUGUAUCACCCCACAGUGCGCAUUGCGGCCCUCCCUCAGGCUGUGGCUAUUCGAGACAUCGCGAUACAGCACGAUGGCGAAGACGCACUGGUACCCAAGUCCCACUGUUGGCGCCAAACUAAUACUUCCCCACAUGACGACGGACAUGACUAUGAUUUGGGUGACGGCCCGACCAACAUUAAUUAUAUUGGUCUACUGCUCAACAUCAUACGCCUUUCAGCUCAAGCGCCGGUGGCAGUCGAAGAACAAGGUCCGUCAUGCACGCAUUAGGCUCAAUUGCAACUACAACCUCAUGAGGCCUUGCCCUGCCUCUACGCCCCACAAGCUCACGCCGACUUUGCGCCAGGGCCCUCCUGCCACUUCUUGCUUUAGGAAGAUGGGAAACAUAAGUCCUGAACGCAUCAAUUACAUCAAACCUAGACCUCAAUCACCGCUCGGUAAGUAUAUUUCCUUAUUAUUCUUGGGUCGAAGUUCACUGCCCUCGGUACCCAUUCUCAGGCUGUGCUGUUCUGCCACGUUCGCGUCACUCCCUUAAACGUCUGUCGCCGAGCUAGCUACUCCCAAUUCCGCCCUCAACCCCUCCGUGCGUUUUUACUUCCUGGUACAGCCCACGGAUACUGGCACCGACAGACGCUGUAACUUCGAUUGGAGUCUUCGCAUCCCUUGGGGCAGCGUUUCUUCAUACAUCACCUUUUAGCUUCUUCGUCCUCGUGCCACUAUCUCCCUCGUGUUUGCCACCCCUUG
Molecule: messenger RNA, 915 nt
Organism: Suillus fuscotomentosus
Lineage: Eukaryota; Fungi; Basidiomycota; Agaricomycetes; Boletales; Suillaceae
Exons: 1
Coding region: 149-706 (185 amino acids)
Source: RefSeq, a predicted model, not a curated record